CUAUAGUCGGCAUUCGGUUAUCACCCAGUAUCCGAAAUCCUCUUCAGUGCGGAAUUCGUAUUAUAGACCUCUUUCGGUAGCUGGAUGACUGCUAGGUACGGAUGGCUCUCCACUCUUGAGUGAAUGAGGUCUGAAGCUCUAUCGAAAGUCUGUUCGGCGUAUUUCAUAACGUUUUGUUGACAAUGGCGGCGGAUUUGGAUGAGUUAAGAAAUCACAUAAAUGGAGUUUUUGAAUUUUACGAAGAAUUGGAAGAUCAUGUUCGGCUUCCUAAACGAUAUAUAAGAAAUACGCCAGAUCCCUUUGAAAUCUACAGAGAAAAGGAGUUUCAAAAUAAAUUUCGAUUCUCAAAAGAGGUGGUUAGAAAUGUCCUGUACCCAUUUGUUCAGCAUUUGGAAAAACCAGAUAAUCGUGGUUUGCCGAUUCCUGCAGAGAGGCAGUUAUUGUUGGCCUUGCGGUUUUAUGCAACUGGGAGUUUUCACGAAGUAUGUGGGGACAUGAGUGGCCUAAGCCGAAGUACAGCGGGAGCAAUAGUUAAAGCUGUUACGGAAGCUCUAGCUGGACAGCUGAGACACCACAUCAAGCUACCCAACACAGAUGAGGAAAUGAAUGGUGCUAUGCAAAAAUUUUUUGAAAUUGGAAAUUUCCCUGGUGUUGUUGCUGCAAUAGACUGCACUCAUGUUCCAAUUGCAAAUCCUGGAGGAGAUAGAGGAGAAGUGUUCAGAAAUAGACAUGGGAUUUUUUCUCUGAAUGUCCAGGUUGCUGUCAGCGCCCAAAUGAAAAUUAUUGACAUUUGUGCUACAAGACCUGGUUCAUGCCAUGAUGCAAGAAUUUUUGAUGGAUCAGGACUUAAGGUUUGCUUCGAAGAACAACGCAUAAAGGGCAUUAUGCUAGGAGACAGUGGUUAUCCGUGUCUUCCAUACCUGUUCACACCACUGCUAAAUCCACAGACAGAAGCUGAAGAAAGAUAUAACGUCGCUCAUAUCCGAACCAGGAAUAUUGUGGAGAGGACAUUUGGUGUUUGGAAGCGAAGAUUCCGCUGCCUUACUAAAAAACUGGAGCACAAGCCUGAAAACAUUGUCGCUAUAAUUUGUGCAACUGCUGUUUUGCACAAUAUUAGCUUAGAUGUCGAAGCGCCUUUACCAGAAGAUGAAUUUCCUUGGGUUGAUGUGUUUGGUGCUCCUAUAGCAGCAGAAGCAGCUGCUGGGAAUCGCAACAGAUUAGGUCAUCUGAUUCGUGCAGAUUUCAUUCAACGUCGGUUUAUGUAAUAUAUUUCAGUAAAGAUUUUCUUGUUUGAUUAAUCCCUAGUACUGUAGUAAAUGUUUGCGUAUUUUAUGCACUAUGCAAGACUUUUUUUUUAGUUUUGUUGCUGUAUUACAGUUUGUAAAAUUUUAUUCACCAUAUUUUUAACAAAUUGAAGCAUACAGCUGGUAAGCAACCAUGCUUGGCAUGUCAUGUAUCCUACUGUAGCCAAACAUAAAUACAAACAUAGCCAUGUGACUCACAUAUAGCAUGUCCAUAUAGUGUUUACGUUUAUCAGCUAGUUAUCCAAUCAUGGGAGUGUAGGUUUGCAGACUACAGCCCUUCCCCAGAUUUAAUAUCUUUUUUUAAAUAAAAAAAAUAUGGUUAGGUUAACAUGCAGCUAAAACUGCAUGCUAAUACAUAUAAUAAUCAUAAUUGUGUUAUUAGUUCAAGAGUUGCCAUUAAUAAUUGUUUUUAUAAAUUUAAUGUUAAAAGGUUAAAUUUCAGGAAGCCUCUCAACUAGAGUUUUACCUGUCUACUGUGUUUCUUGGCGGGAGUAAGCGUGUUUUAUAUGUUUAUUUUUAAGUAUAAUAUUGUUAUAGUUGUACUAGAAAUAUUUAAUAGGCUUCUUACUGAACCCCGUGGUGCAGAUUUAUUUUGUCAUAAUUUACAUUUUUUCAUGGUGUUAAGUAUUUCUGGUGAUUUUAUUGUUUUGUGCUGUAUAAGCAGUUUAAACUUACUUUUGUAUUUGUUUAGUUACUUUUUAUGUGGUUAGACAUUUUUUUGUACCUAAGUACUUAGUACCAUGAAGAGUCCAUUGGUGUUUUGGAGUUACUGAAGAUGUUUUGUGCAGCUUGACAUGUAUUUAUAUCAUGGUCACACUAUAGCGGCCACAGUGACUUGUGACUAUUGAGAAGCAUCAAUAAAACAUAUUGAAAAGAA
Bacillus rossius redtenbacheri is the source of this 2181-nucleotide messenger RNA. RefSeq names its product putative nuclease HARBI1. The transcript is spliced from 3 exons. NCBI's taxonomy places the organism in Eukaryota, Metazoa, Arthropoda, Insecta, Phasmatodea, Bacillidae. Bases 183 to 1265 code for a protein of 360 amino acids. The record is from RefSeq and is a predicted model, not a curated record.